AUGGCCACACAGUCAAGGGAGGGGGAGGAGGGUGAACAUGAGGAGGAGGAGGAGGAGGGUGAACCUGAGGAGGAGGAGGAGGAGGGUGAACCUGAGGAGGAGGAGGAGGGUCAACCUGAGGAGGAGGAGGAGGGUGAACCUGAGGAGGAGGAGGAGGGUGAACCUGAGGAGGAGGAGGAGGGUGAACCUGAGGAGGAGGAGGGUGAACCUGAGGAGGAGGAGGGUGAACCUGAGGAGGAGGAGGGUGAACCUGAGGAGGAGGAGGAGGGUGAAGCUGAGGAGGAGGAGGAGGGUGAACCUGAGGAGGAGGAGGAGGGUGAACCUGAGGAGGAGGAGGAGGGUGAACCUGAGGAGGAGGAGGAGGGUGAACCUGAGGAGGAGGAGGGUGAACCUGAGGAGGAGGAGGAGGGUGAACCUGAGGAGGAGGAGGAGGGUGAACCUGAGGAGGAGGAGGAGGAGGGUGAACCUGAGGAGGAGGAGGAGGGUGAACCUGAGGAGGAGGAGGAGGAGGAGGAGGAGGAGGAGGAGGAGGAGGAGGGUGAACCUGAGGAGGAGGAGGAGGGUGAAGCUGAGGAGGAGGAGGAGGAGGAGGAGGAGGAGGAGGAGGAGGAGGAGGAGGAGGAGGAGGAGGAGGAGGGUGAACCUGAGGAGGAGGAGAGG
Oncorhynchus keta (chum salmon) is the source of this 660-nucleotide messenger RNA. RefSeq names its product cilia- and flagella-associated protein 251-like. Lineage: Eukaryota; Metazoa; Chordata; Actinopteri; Salmoniformes; Salmonidae. The transcript has 2 exons. The annotation marks the transcript as partial. The record is from RefSeq and is a predicted model, not a curated record.